Messenger RNA from Capsella rubella, 486 nucleotides. Its product is annotated as putative RING-H2 finger protein ATL69. NCBI's taxonomy places the organism in Eukaryota, Viridiplantae, Streptophyta, Magnoliopsida, Brassicales, Brassicaceae. Gene Ontology annotation, molecular function: transferase activity. Bases 1 to 486 code for a protein of 161 amino acids. Gene Ontology annotation, biological process: protein ubiquitination. The record is from RefSeq and is a predicted model, not a curated record. The transcript has a single exon.
AUGCCUCCGGUAAGUCCUCCGCCUAGUGGGGUUGGUCUCGGAUAUGGCAUCGCCAUUGCCGUAAGCAUCUUGGUUCUCAUAUCCUUUAUAAUGCUGGCUUCAUACAUCUGCAUAAGGUCUAAAUCUACAGGAAGAGGAGAUGAAGCCAGGACGAGUGACGGGGCUCUUGACUCGCCGUCUCCCGCGGCCGAGGUGAAACUCGGUCUGGACCGUCCGGUGAUAGAGUCAUAUCCAAAGAUAGUGUUGGGAGAUAGCCGGAGAUUACCGAGGCCCAACAGCGGCCCAUGUUCGAUAUGCUUGUGUGAUUACGAGGCUAGGGAACCGGUUCGGUGUAUACCGGAAUGUAACCACUGCUUCCAUACUGAUUGUGUCGAUGAGUGGCUACGGACAAGUGCUACGUGUCCUCUUUGUAGGAACUCACCGGCUCCUUCUAGGCUAGCCACGCCCUUGUCCCAUUUCUCCCCGCUUGCCUUCCAAAUCAGGUGA